Molecule: messenger RNA, 4158 nt
Organism: Onychostoma macrolepis
Lineage: Eukaryota; Metazoa; Chordata; Actinopteri; Cypriniformes; Cyprinidae
Gene: robo4
Product: roundabout, axon guidance receptor, homolog 4 (Drosophila)
Molecular function (GO): protein binding
Source: RefSeq, a predicted model, not a curated record
UGCUUUUUGCUUCGUGAACGGUAAAAAAUCUGUGAACGUAUGUGAACCAAAAAAGAAGAAAGGAAGAGAAAAGGCCCGUGUCUUCCCUCGUCCUCUUUCUGCUCAGUAAUCAAAUUCAACUAGGUUUCUGUUGUCUGAUAAUUGAAAUGUUUAAGUGUGAAAAUCGAAAUGAUCUCCACUUUGGGCGAAACGUCUUCACUUCGACAAAUGAGAACGUUCCAGUUGCACAAGUGAUUCGGUCUGCUAACCUCUCCUCUCUGCAUAAAAUAGAAAUUGUGUUGAGAAAGUGCGAAUCACCCCCCAGACAAAAGCCGACCCUUUCAUGGCCGACAAGCAGCCAAAGCCAUUGGAGAGGGUCAGUUUUGUUUGAAAACACUCCCUCUCUCAUGCUUUUGAGAGAGUAGCCUGAUGCAGAAAUGAAGGGUGUCUACUUCUUCUUUUGUGGUACGGGCCAAUAGCAGUCAGGCAAUGUGUUUUCGGCCGUUUGAUGUUUUAAAGAGCGAGAGAUUUUGUCAUUCUGAAGGAUUUGAUCAGUCGACUAGCAGACACUUGAUUAAUGGAACUGAUCCCUUUCGGUAUGGGAGAUCCCCUUCCGUCCCCUCCCUGUUCGCUCCCGGGCCUUGUUUUCCGUCUUUGGGACGUGCAGAACGAAUGACACAGAUGUUGUUGGAGGAGACAGUCCCCGUCCCUCUCCUCCUCUCCCGCGCUCCCAGCAUGGGGCCUGAAACUUGUUUUUCAAUCAUUGUUUCCGCCAACUUCUUUCCCAAAAGAGAAAAGCGAGGCGAGAAAGAGGAGGGAGAGAGCGGAGGGAGCGCUAAAUAAAAGAGGGAGGGAAAGUAAAUACAAAGCAUUUGUGGAAUAUAAAGAAAAAACAUUCUUUAUAACAAUCUCCCGAUAAUUUAGCACCACAAGGACUGUGGGGAGUAGGGUGGAUCGGUCUGAACUGCAUUUGGGAUGGUGUAGUGGAGGGUGCAGAGCCAGAGGAGAGGAGCUUUAAGCUGAAGAUGCAGGUGUCAGCAUGGCUGUUGUGGGUGGCAUGGCUGUGUACCUGGACCGAGGCGGCGCGCCAGUGCCAAUGCCAGUGCACAUGCCCACCUGAGGAGCAGGUGGCGCAGAGAUCAGAGAGGUCAGAGGGAAGAGGGCACCUUCGCCAUCGCCUGGCGCACCAGCGGGCAACACACAGUGGCAAGGCCCAUCGCAGGAAAGGUUCCAGGCUUGUUUCAGACAGCGCUCCCCGUAUCGUCCACCAUCCCUCAGAUGUGGUUGUCCGGGUGGGCAGUCCGGCCACUCUGUCCUGCAGGGCGGAGGGCAACCCUGAGCCCACCAUCCAGUGGCUCAGAAAUGGCCAACCUCUUGACACGGACAAGAUGGAUGUGCAGUCACAGCCUAUCGUUUUACCAGAAGGAAGUUUGUUCUUCUUCAGCGUCGUCUCUGGCCGAAAGAGUCAGUCCCAUGAAGCGGUGUAUGCCUGUGUGGCUCGCAACAGUGCUGGGGUCGCUACAAGCAGAAAUGCCUCUCUUCAUAUAGCAGCUCUGCGAGAAGAGUUCCGUGUGCAACCCAGUGACGUGGAGGUGGCGGUUGGUGAGGUGGCUGUAAUGAACUGCAGCCCACCUGUUGGACAUCCUGAGCCCAACAUAACCUGGAGGAAAGAUGGGAUCCUAAUCAACAGCAGCAAUGAACAUUACACUGAACUGAAUGGUAAACUGAUCAUUGCGCCAACCCAGAAGAAUGACUCUGGAGUUUACAGCUGUAUAGCCUCAAACACAGUUGGAGUGAGAGAGAGCCGAGCGGCUCGGCUGUCUGUAUUAGCUAAACCAGUGUUACUGCGUAAACCAGAGGAUGUUUCAGUGCAGCUUGCAGCGUCUGCACAGUUUUUCUGUGAGGCUGAUGGUGACCCCAUGCCUUCUGUAGAGUGGAGCCGAGAAAAAGGACCUCUACCCAAUGGAAGAUAUUUAAUCAACCCCGACCACAGUCUGCAAAUCCACUAUGUGACGGCUCAGGACAUGGGCAGGUACACCUGCACUGCGGAAAAUAAGCUUGGGGUGACUGUGGCCAGCGCACAGCUUCUUGUAGAGGACGUAGGAAGCACCAGACUGAGAGACCUACACAAGGAGCUGUCUGCCUUACGCGUGAGCCUGGAGAACGUUACAGUUAUGAGUACUGCCUCCAACAUGUCUCAAGUCAUGUGGAGGUUGCAGUCGUCUAUGUCACAGCCUCAUUAUCUUGAAGGCUUUGAGGUGCUGUAUCGCUCUCUCCUGCCGGCCAGCUCAGACUGGACUGCUCAAAGGGUUCCUCAGCCUGGCCUUCACACACAUGUGGGACCUCUGAAGAGAGGCUACAAGUAUGAGUUCAAAGUCCGACCUUACGGCAGCAGCCUGUAUGGCAGGGAGAGCAACACAAGACACUUACGAGUACCAGAGAUAGUCCCCAGCGCGCCACCUCAGGAUGUGUCCAUAACAAUGCCCACUGACCGUAACGACACUGUGCACCUCAGCUGGGAGCCUCCACCUCAUGACGCUCACAAUGGAAUCAUUCAGGGAUAUCAGGUGUGGUGUGUGGAGUCAGAGGAACAGAAGUCUUUUAACUGGACAGUGGACAGUGGAACACACAGUAUUGAGAUCAGCACACUGCAGCCCGGAAAGCUGUUCUGGGUCACGGUGGCUGCCAUUAAUGGGGCGGGAGUGGGGGUCCAAAGCAACCCAUACAAACUGCUCAUAGAGUCGAGGCAGGAGGCGACACCGUAUCAGACAGGCAUACUCAGUAUGUCUCAUUUCCUUGCUGUGAUUAAAGAGCCGGUAUUCAUUGGCAGCGUUGGCACCCUCCUGUGGUGUAUUUUGAUGAUUACUGCCGUGUUUUUGUACAGGAGACAUGUCAGACCCACCGAGCUGGGAGGCAAACACUCAGGCUUAUAUAGACUGGAAAGUGAAGAUCUCAUCAUCAAACACAGAAUGGCAGCCCCAGACUCUCCGUGGAUCUCUGGAGGCUGGAGGCCAGAUUCAAGCAGUAAGCCCAAGCAGGGCCUUUGGACACCGAGUCAAGAGAACUCUGGCUUCCGGAGGACCACUCUGCCCAUUACGGCUAAAAAGGACCCCAACCCCCUGCGGUCAGCCGUCCCGAUUGUACCAGAUAAUUGCGGCGUCUAUGGCACCUUUUAUGUGGAUCUAACCGGCAACGGACUGAAGACGUUUAAUAGUCCAGGUCGCUGUCCCAGAAUGCCUCACGGCAAAUCUCAGCUGCAUAACUCCGAGACCGUUCGGAUCACCGAACCCAUCGUCAAAACUGCUGUCGUGAGGGAAGUGCAGGCGUUGCCAUGGAAACGUGCCCUCCCUGCCCAGCCCAACAUGGGAGUUCUGAAGGAAUCGUGGGAGAAAAAUUACAAGCGUGAGCUGCAUGCGGUAAAAAGUGCCCCGUUAAUGCCCGUGAGUCAACAAGCACUGGCAGUGUGCAGUGCACCAAGUAACCAUCAGCAAAGAUUCAUUCAGCACCCUGCAGGUGGUGUAUCAGAGCCUGUGAAGCCGCUGAGUUCUCCGCGUAUUCUGCACUACUCUGCCUCUCUGCAGCUAGUGGACAUGUUACCCAGCCCUCCGCCUCUUCCCAUGGAGGACAACCACAGCCUCAGCUCAGAGGAGGAGUCUACCAGAUCUACUAAGUUGACAGUUGACAUCGGCUCUCAGCAGUCUGUGUGUGCUGCCUCUGGACUCCAGGGUUCUUCUACAGUUACUACAGGCUGUCCAACUCACCACAGCCCAGCCCAGCCAAGCCCGACCUACAGCCACCUGUCCACGGCCUCCUUCUGUCUCUCCACCGACGACUACCAGGACACCACGCUCAGCACUCAGGGCCACACUCAAUACAUGGAGAUCAGCCCCAAACACAGGGGCAAAGUGCGUCCCAUCAAAGUUCUCCAUCAAUGCCCCGUCCGUUCUCUCCCACACCCACGUUUGGUUACAUCUGUGGGCCUGCCGACCGGGAGAUGGAUGACGAGCAGGAGUCUCAGGCAGUCAGCCUCAGGAGAGCCACACUGAGGAGCACUCCUUCAUCUUGUUGCAGCGAAUGGGAGGGUUCGUUGUGGAACGGCUGGGGUUCAGUGUCCGAAAGCAAUGUGACGAGCGCUAGAACGAGUAUCAUCAGCUCCUCUGACUGUUCGUUCAUAAACGA